This is a messenger RNA of Dibothriocephalus latus, 813 nucleotides long. Lineage: Eukaryota; Metazoa; Platyhelminthes; Cestoda; Diphyllobothriidea; Diphyllobothriidae. The record is from the annotation of a GenBank genome assembly.
AUGGAAGUAGAGGAGGAGGUGCGAGUGAUGUCCUCACCCACCACCCGUGCACAAAAACCGCCGUCGCCAGCUCCAGUUACCGAGCCGCAACUGGUGCCUUCCAUGUCGCCCGAGCGCGUGAAGAAGGAAGUGGAGGUGCUGAAGACCUACCAGGCGGAGCUGUCACCACCAUCAGGUAGUAGUCUUAUCAAAGAAAGCCGUGUCGGACCCGACAGCAUUCCUCGCAGUCUUCUUACACAAGAGCUCCUUUCAAAGUUCCAGGAAGGCGAAUUGAUGGCCACAGAGGAGGUACCACCGACUGUCGCGGAUGGAACACCACGCGUGGUACCCACCGAAGAUGUGCCAAUGCUUGUGCCAUCAAAGAUUGAAACUACCCUUUCUGCUGCUAAACCUCGAGACGAUUUGGGUCUGCUCCCGCCAAGAGCCGAUGACAGCCGCCCAGUUGAAAAUGAUUUUAUUGUCGCCUCCGAGGGUCUUAAACGGAAGGAGAUGGGACCGGUUGGACAUGCCGAUUCUUAUGCUCGCCAGAUUGCUGCCGAGGAGCUAGCUGACACCCUCGGGCUGGACGCUGAUGUGGAGCUUGUAUCAGUGCUGAAACAGUCUGAGGAGCCAAGUGCAGAAGCAGUCGUCAUCGAAGAUGAAAUUAAAGCCGUCAAGUUAGAACCCAAGGCUCAAGUCAGUCCGAUUUUACUGCGUCCAACGGUCUCCGAACAGCCCUCGCCCGAAUGUAUCCGGAUCUUGGAUGGUCUGCACGUCGACACAGGUAAGCAUGUUUCUCCACCUUCCUUACCUUGGAUCUCGACAAUUAUAUAA